Messenger RNA from Nelumbo nucifera (sacred lotus), 1132 nucleotides. RefSeq names its product Subunits of heterodimeric actin filament capping protein Capz superfamily (gene CPB). The record is from RefSeq and is a predicted model, not a curated record. Gene Ontology annotation, cellular component: F-actin capping protein complex; cytoplasm. Lineage: Eukaryota; Viridiplantae; Streptophyta; Magnoliopsida; Proteales; Nelumbonaceae. Gene Ontology annotation, biological process: cell morphogenesis; actin cytoskeleton organization; barbed-end actin filament capping. Gene Ontology annotation, molecular function: actin filament binding.
UCCCGCGAGAGCAGCUCAGGAUCAAAGAACGCGCGCCUUGUCUGAAAUCUCUCUCUCUCUCUCUCUCUCUCUUUUGCUUUGAACUUGCGGAGUCCUUCCUUUCUCCGCUCUUUCUGAGAAAUCUUAUCUAGUGCACGCACCUUCACCUGCGCACUCUUUGUAAAAGGAAAUGGAGACCGCAAUGGACUUAAUGCGAAGGAUCCACCCAAAGCACACAGACACGGCUCUCUCUGCCCUUUUGAGUCUCCUGCCUCAACACUCUUCAGAUCUCCUCUCACAAGUUGAUCAGCCGCUCCAGGUAUCCUACGAUAUGGAGUGUGGAAAAGAGUUCAUAUUGUGUGACUACAAUAGAGAUGCAGAUUCCUAUAGAUCACCUUGGUCAAACAAAUAUCAUCCGCCAUUGGGAGAUGGGCAGCAACCAUCUCCAGAGUUGAGGAAACUUGAAGUUGAAGCAAAUGGCGUCUUUGCAAUUUAUUGUGACCAGUAUUAUGAAGGUGGUAUUUCAUCAGUAUAUGUGUGGGAGGAUGACAAUGAAGGUUUUGUCGCAUGCUUCUUAGUAAAGAAAGAUGGCUCAAGGUCAGGUCAGGGCCGUAGGGGUUACUUGCAAGAAGGUUUAUGGGAUGCUAUUCAUGUAAUUGAGGUAGGAGCAGAGGAAGAUGGAAUGGCUCAUUACUGCUUAACCAGUACAGUCAUGCUAUCAUUGACCACGAAUGAAGAGUCGGCAAGCACAUUCAGUUUAUCAGGAUCAAUAAGACGGCAGAUGAAUAUGGAUCUACCAGUUGCUGAGGGUCACCUCUGUAACAUGGGAAGGAUGAUCGAAGAAAUGGAGAGUAAGCUGAGAAACUCCCUGGAUCAAGUCUAUUUUGGAAAGACGAAAGAGAUGAUCUGCACUCUUAGGCCGUCUCCUGAAGUGGUGCAGAUGAGACUGCCAAGCAGCUAAGGGCAAUACCAUGGGCAUGUAAAGAGAUGGAUAAACAAGUUGUUUGUAUCCCUAUUUCAUAAAUAUCAUGUUAUCUAGUUAAAAAAAAGAAAAAAAGAAAAAAACAUCACAGUUAGUUUUACAUGUUUACAGUAUUUGUGCAAAAUAUGUGUAGCGGCUCUAUCAUGAAUCCAUGGUAGAAGAUUCAUUCUA